AUGUCUUUGAAUCUGGGGUUUUCUUACUUUAUUGACAGCUCCAUGCAAACCGCUGUCAAGCGUUUUACGCACAAAAAGUUCUGGUAAGUAUUCAAGAGCCUCUCAUCGCCGUCUUUAGUUCUGAUCAGCGUUCGUCUACAUAAACCAUACAUGUAAAUAGCUGUAGCAUAGUAUUGGAAAAGUUGAUUGCGAUUUGUUUUCGAACAGCCAGGAAGUUCUUUUGGUUGCAUUUUCUUUUCUAGUUUCCUAUUGGCUGUUUUCGGAUCUCUCCCAUAGACACUCCCUUUGCCCCCAAAAUUGUGCAUACAUGUAAGUUAAUUAUUGUUUUCAAAUGCUCUUAGGAAUGGCACAUUCCAUUUUCUUAUCCGCCACCCCCCCCUCCCCCCCCAACCCCAUGGAAGGAAUAAUUAAAUAAUAUCCAGAAGAACCCUGUUGGAAUCUGACAUUUUGACUACAAUAAAGGGUCUCCGAAUUAGGUGUUGGAUUCUUGCAUUACUACGAGGCCUGUGGGAAUUGGGAGAUCUGGGACUUGUAGGAAUCACAAUAAAAGUGAUGAGGGCCUGUCAGUACCCUGCCCUCCAUACCUUGUGGCGAGAUAAGGGACCUGUAGGAAUCACAAGCCUAUCAAAUCAUGACUUCCAUCAGGGGUUUCGAAUAAAAUGUCCUAAUAUGCAGUCCUCCAGCCCAGGAGCAUUUGAAAACAGUAGUUUAUGCAAAAUUUGGGGGGCAUGCAGAGUGUAUUGUUGGAAUUCUGAAAGUGGAGAGUGAAAGUAGGGCCUGUGAUGGUCAUGCUUAUGGUAGCAGGUGGAAAUCCCCAGCUCGAAGUCCUUAGUGACAGCCUUGGGAUACCAUUUUAGAAAGUAUUCACGGUGAUGCUUCCUCCUAGAAUUAAUAACUUGGUCAUAUGAAAAUUUCUUGGAGUGAAAGAACGUUUUUGGUUAUGAAAAGAUUUCAAUCCCCAAAGGAUUAUUUUGGUAUAUGGCCAUCACCUCCCAUAUGGAUGUUAAUAGGAUCUGACAUCCAAAGAGGUAUCUUAAUAUCCAGGGUAGCCAGAAGUUAAGCUGAUCGGAGCAAUAAAUAUUAUUUAAUUAUUGAUUUUUUGAUUUUUUUCUAUUAGGAAUGUUGCCACUCAUGUUGCGACAUCAUGGCCAAUAGCAUGGGCAACGCUCUGCAUUGGCCGAAACUUUUUACCCCUCUCACUGCAGCUACUGUUGAUUUUGUUGAAGUGCCUUCUCUGUAUUGUACAAGAGCCACCCAUUGGGGUAAGUGGGGUCCUUUUUGAGGACAGGCAAAGAUUAUGUUAAUCUUACUAGUACCCAGGUGUCCUGUAGGCUGUUCCAGGCAUUCAGAAAUACACCUAUUUCAAUUAAGGUUGCUCCCGUGAAACAUGUUUCAUAGCCUGCGGUGCACUAUGGUAAACCCUUUUGUAGUGGGAAGUUUAGUCUUGUUCAUGUUCAUUAAAAUAAUGGAGACCAUUUGUGAAAAGGCAUUCAAGAGAGCUUUCAAGUCAAAUGGCUGCUAAAUUUCUUAAGCAUGAGCGAGCUGAAAAAUUUCAUUUUUAAAAUCUCAUAGUAAAAAAUUAGAAGCCUCUUUUUUUAACAUCAUUAAAUGAAUAGGGUUUUAUUGCCUGAUUAAGCUGUGUUUUUACAUGGGCCAGAAUGUUGGUUAUUUCAAUUAUAAAGCAAUCAACGCGUUUUUUUCUUUUCAUUCAGUUUUAAAAAAUUGCCUCAAAAAUAGAUAAACACGUAAUGUUAAUUUACUUAUUGCUGUUCAACAAACGCCUUGAAUUAUGAAACAUGGAUCAUGCAUCAUUCUUCUCAGAAGCAAUUUUGAUUGAAAUAGGUGUAUAUAUAAGAGAUAAAGUACACAAAAAACUUGAAGAAUGUUUUGAAUCAAAAAUGUCAACAUGACAAAACAAGCAAGGUUCACAACAUUCACUAUAAGUAUCUUAGACGAUUUAUACUUACUGUAGCAGCAUAAAUGGAACACAAUCAAAGUACGUAUACAAUUGCCACAAUCUUAGAUCAUCAAUGCGCAAUACGGGUCACAUUUCAUGACCAUUCUUGACUUUUUCAUCAGUCGCUUAAAAAACCUGCUGCUGUUGAGAGGUUAUUUUGAUUGAUUGAUUGAUUCACUUUUAUUUGAAUACGGGAAUUUCAUAAGUUACAUAACUUCUUUACAUGAAAGCCGUAUAGAAACAGAAGUAAAUACUGUACAACUACACUAAAAAUAUGUACAAAUAAUAAAAUAUAGUAAAAUGUAGUCAACAGUUUGCCUGCCUUCUAGCCAGUUUUCUUUUAAAGAUAGCUUUAGAUUCGGACGCUUUUAUGUCAUUUGGUAAUGAAUUCCACAGCAUUCCUCCUCUGUAUGAGAAAGACCCCUUAUAAUAUUCUGUUUUUGGAACGUGGUCCAGUACAACAUUAUUUUGGGAGUUGGGGACAGUCCCUUUAGUGGCGGUUGGCCAUUGUGGGCUGAGGUGGCCAUUAUAGAGAGGUUUAAAUAAGAGCAAAUGUAUGGACUGUCCGCUGGGACAAAAAUUAGUGACCGUUGUAGCGAGAUGGCCAUUGCUGAGAGGUGGCCAUUAGUGAAGGUUUGACGGUAUUCUGUACCUUAACCAAUAAAACUUUGUAUGAAAUAGACUCUGCUCAUUCUUUAUUGAAUCAUACCUUUCCAUCUUUUCAUCUUUUACAGUUUGCCUACACCAUUUUGUACGGUACUAUGGCUUACUAUGUAUUAAUAGUGUACACUGGAACAACAACAUUCCAAGCCUUCUUUGUUAUUGCUUUAUGCCUUGGUAUUCAGCUUUUGAGUCACUUAAUUUUUGAAGGAGGAAUCCCACAGCGUCUGCCUACGAAAGAAGACGGUGCAUUGUUUCAAGUCUUGGAUCUCGCAAAUGAGUUUUUUCUUGCCCAGUUUCACUUCAUGUUGACUUUAAUGGUCAGACGUGACCUUCUACCUAUAUUACGGUGGCGCUCAGAUGCUUCAUUGCACAAACUAAUGACAGCAACUCAAGAACUAAAGUAUGGUAAGAAGGCCCCAUGAAAGGCUUUAUAGCCACGCUCAGUAUUGGAAAGGACAAGCUAUAAUACAUUGUGACUUGCUCAAAAAUUAGAUAAAUUAAUAUAUAAUAAUUAUUAUUGACUAAUGGAGUUAGUCUGCAGUCUGCGUAGCUGAGAGGAUUGCUAUGUCCUGAGUACUUUCUUGAAAGCGUGGCCGUCACGUAAAUGAGCGUCAAAGCCAUGAUGGAUUUUCUUGAAUGUGGAACCCCAUGAGUAAACAAUUUGACUUGCUCCCAAUCUUCUUGCAUCUCCACCAGUUGCCAAAAAACUACUUAACAGCGCUUUCCUGCUUCACCAGCUCUGCAGGCUAAAAAGAGUAAAUUAAUACACUGCCAAUAAAAUUGAAUAACUUGAUCUUGAUAAGAAAGAAAGAUUUAAAGAAUUUUAUGAUUAAGUUCUAUCCACAGUAUCCAUCUGCCAAUGUGGAUCUUGAAAUGCACUGAGCCCUAUUACUGCGAGACUUAUGGCAAUGAAACUUAGUGGAUCUGAAAGUGAACCAACAGACUAUGAAGCUUUUACAGUGGUUUGCAGACUGUGUACUCUAGAAGAUAAACUGUGGCCUUUAGGAGUAGACUGAAACACAACCUUUCAAAUAAGUUUUUUGUCUUCUUUGUUGAUGAUGCCAUUUUUAAAAUGUUUGCAUAUUAUUUCCAGAAUCAGCUGACAGAGUAUGCCUGCCUAUGCAUGACAAGUGCAAAGGUUUGCACAAGGAGGGAACUGUUUACUCAGCUACCGUAAAAUUCCAAAAUAAGCCCAGGGGUUUAUAUUUUUCAAAGGCCCUUUUUGAGGGGCUGAUUUUUGGAGGGGGUAUAUUCGAAGGGGCUUAUCUGCGGAGGGAAAUUUGCAUUUCAAAACCGAUUGGGCUAGCCUUAUAGUUGGAAGUAAAUUUACCGUUUCUGCUUUGUUUUACUUUGCAUUUGAGGGCAAUUUUCCAAGUACAAGCACCUGGGGGGCUUAUAUUUGGAGGGGCGAUUUAACAGAGGGUAUUUGGAGUUACCCGCUUGGGGGCUUAUAUUCUUGGAGAGGCUUAUUUUUGGAUUUUUAUGGUAUAUUGCAAAACAAUGCAACAUUGUCACCAACUUGAAGUGUACCUACCUAAAAGAAGCAGCACACUAGCAAUCAGUGCCACGCUUUCAGUAACACCAGUGAUUUUGUUACAAAUAGUUAUGCUGAGUCCUGGGACUCAUCUUGUGAAAAAUCGUGAGUCCUAGUCUCGAACCAUUGAGUCCCAGUUCAAAAACCAAUGAGUCCUAAACUGAAUUUCUUGGGGCCUUUAUUAGACUGCGAGCAGUCUCUUGUUUUUCUUUUGCGUCACGGUAAAAUGUGAUAACGCGAUAAUUAAUUUCCUUUUUUGCCAGUAAUUUGCAUAAUUUUUAAGAGGAGAGGAGAUUUUAGAUAGGGGAGGGGGAAGAAGAGAAAGGAAGUUUCUCUCCUUCAGCUCUCUCCCUUUUUCGCUUCCAUCUUUCCCCCUUUCCCCCAGAAACGCCUGAUACUCAGCUACGCGUGGCUCUGAGGAACAAAGGACGACCGCUCGGGGCCUUAUCAGUUUAUGUAACCAUGCAGACAAUUAAUCUGAAGACAGACUCAAAAAUUCUGUAUUACAGUUUACUGGAAUAAAAAUCUCCUUUUGUCGUAAAGCACAACAAAGAAAAAGAAAUAUACCUCAUUAAACAACAGCCGCAAGAACAGCCACUGAAAUCACACGAACAGAAUAUUCUACAAAAGCAUCUUCAGGUCGAUCAAACAAUCUUUGCGUCCCCCACGAGACACAUGUAAUGAAUUGUUUUGCGUCUUUUGCGCUUUUUAUGCGUCAAGGAAGCAGGACGCAGAGGUAACAAAAUCACUGUAACACGGUGGUUAGGGAAAGUUCAUUUAAUAUGACAAGGGGGGGAUGAAGAUAUUGAAACUCGAAGCUUGAAAUUUUAGCAGCCCCCCUCGCUAGCGGUUCAUUUUUUUAGGAGCCCCCUCCUUGGUAGUCGAAAAAUUUUCAGAGCCCCCCCCCCCCCCCUCCUUCAAUUCCUUUGCUCCCCUGAAAAAAGAUCGCUAGAC
Porites lobata is the source of this 5108-nucleotide messenger RNA. Lineage: Eukaryota; Metazoa; Cnidaria; Anthozoa; Scleractinia; Poritidae. The record is from the annotation of a GenBank genome assembly.